CGCCACGCCAGCUGAGUUACAUCGACCCUGUCCUCUCUCGUUUCUGUGGAGAGAUCGUCACGGGUUUCUGCCCUUUGACCCUGACUCGUCCUUGACUCCGCACGUGGUUCCCGGAUAUUCCUGGAGAACGGAGCCGGGCGAUGGCCAGAUACUUAGUUCAGAUCAUCAUCGUUGGAGCUCAGGUGGUGGGGAGAGCAUUCGCCCGCGCAGUCAGGCAGGAAAUGGCUGCAAGUAAAGCUGCAGCAGAAGCUCGUGGCCAGGCUGGUCGGCAGUCAGCAGCAGCCACCAACAUCACUGGAAUGUCACUGCAGGAAGCACAGCAGAUUCUUAACGUGACAAAGCUCCACACAAAGGACAUCCAGAAGAACUAUGAGCAUUUAUUCAAAGUUAAUGACAAGUCAGUGGGUGGAUCAUUCUAUUUGCAGUCCAAGGUGGUGAGAGCAAAGGAGCGACUCGAUGAGGAAUUAAAAAUUGAAGAAAUGGAUCGAGCAAGAAAGGAACAGACAAAACAGCCUGAAACAUGACUUUCAGAAACACUCAGUUUCACAUUCUGUUUAGUUGUUUACUCAUACCUCCAUAA
Chiloscyllium plagiosum (whitespotted bambooshark) is the source of this 580-nucleotide messenger RNA. It is a transcript of the gene pam16, whose product is annotated as presequence translocase associated motor 16. The record is from RefSeq and is a predicted model, not a curated record. Gene Ontology annotation, biological process: protein import into mitochondrial matrix. Lineage: Eukaryota; Metazoa; Chordata; Chondrichthyes; Orectolobiformes; Hemiscylliidae. Gene Ontology annotation, cellular component: TIM23 mitochondrial import inner membrane translocase complex.